AUGCUGCCAUCAUUGAUAUGGUUUCUGGGCUUCCUCCCGCGAGGCUGCGGUUCUCAGUGCGCAGACGCGAACGUACGUCCUCUUCCCGGCAAGAUGGCGCUGGCGUUAAUGUGCAGACGCCGGGAGCUUCUGCGCUUACUACGGCCCCAGCGUCAGUUCCACAGCGUCGCAGGGCCUUGCCAGUGGCCCCGGAAACCGCUGACAGCUGUACUCGGGUUCCCAGCCGACCGGUGUCGCGGGCACCCGCGCUAUGUCCUGCUCAUGGCCCCGGGCCCCCGCGGCCUCAGUACCUCUGUCGUCUCUUUUGCAGAAGCCCAGGUUCCGGCCCCUCCAGUCAUUCCUGCAACUCCCCCACCCACAGCAGUACCUGAAGUGGCUUCUGGAGAGUCCGCAGAUAUCAUCCAAGCUGCUGCAGAGCAGAGCUUUGCUGAACUUGGGCUGGGGUCCUACACCCCAGUGGGACUGAUCCAGAACUUGCUUGAAUUUAUGCAUGUUAACCUAGGCCUACCAUGGUGGGGAGCCAUUGCUACAUGCACAGUUCUUGCCCGCUGCCUGGUGUUUCCUCUCAUCGUGAAGGGCCAACGAGAGGCAGCCAAGAUUCACAAUCACUUGCCAGAGAUUCAGAAGUUUUCCGCUCGAAUCAGAGAGGCCAAGUUGACAGGAAACCACACAGAAUUUUACAGGGCCUCCUCAGAGAUGACUUUCUACCAGAAAAAGCAUGAUAUUAAACUCUUUAGACCUCUCAUUCUACCACUGACUCAGGCCCCGAUCUUCAUCUCCUUCUUCAUUGCCUUGAGAGAAAUGGCCAACCUUCCUGUGCCCAGCCUGCAGACAGGUGGUCUCUGGUGGUUCCAGGAUCUCACACUAUCCGACCCCAUCUACGUAUUACCUCUGGUGGUCACAGCUACAAUGUGGGCUGUCCUUGAGUUAGGUGCUGAAACUGGCAUGCAAAGUUCUGACCUUCAGUGGAUGAGAAAUUUUAUCAGACUAAUGCCCCUGGCAGUCUUGCCCAUAACUGUCCAUUUCCCCACGGCAGUGUUCAUGUACUGGCUCUCCUCCAACAUGUUUUCCCUGGGCCAGGUGGCCUGUCUCCGUAUUCCUGCUGUUCGCACUGUGCUGAAAAUUCCCCAACGUGUUGUGCACGACCCAGACAAGUUACCUCCACGGGAAGGCUUCAUAAAGAGCUUCAGACAAGGCUGGAAGAAUGCCGAAAUGGCCCAUCAGCUACAGGAGCGGGAACGACGCAUGCAGAACCACUUGGAGCUCGCUGCCAGGGGCCCGUUACGACAGACGUUUGCCCACAACCCUCUGCUGCCGCACGGAAAGAAUGACCCUCCCAACGCCCCCAGCAGCAGCAGCAGCAAAGCAAAGUCAAAGCAGCCCUGGCGUGACACGCUUGGCUGA
This is a messenger RNA of Rangifer tarandus platyrhynchus (Svalbard reindeer), 1404 nucleotides long. The record is from the annotation of a GenBank genome assembly. Lineage: Eukaryota; Metazoa; Chordata; Mammalia; Artiodactyla; Cervidae.